Messenger RNA from Boeremia exigua, 1049 nucleotides. RefSeq names its product concanavalin A-like lectin/glucanase domain-containing protein. The transcript is spliced from 2 exons. Gene Ontology annotation, biological process: arabinan metabolic process; pectin catabolic process; L-arabinose metabolic process. The record is from RefSeq and is a predicted model, not a curated record. NCBI's taxonomy places the organism in Eukaryota, Fungi, Ascomycota, Dothideomycetes, Pleosporales, Didymellaceae. The annotation marks the transcript as partial. Gene Ontology annotation, molecular function: alpha-L-arabinofuranosidase activity.
AGGGCAUGUACGCGGUCCUUGAUGGUACUCACUACAACGGAGCUUGCUGCUUUGACUAUGGCAACGCCGAAACCAACAACCUCGAUACUGGCGAUGGCCACAUGGAGGCAAUAUACUAUGGUGAUAAUACAAUCUGGGGCAGCGGUGCCGGAAGUGGCCCCUGGAUCAUGGCCGAUCUUGAAAAUGGACGUUUCGUCACUGCAAUCGUCAAAGGCAAGCCAGGCACAUGGGCAAUUCGCGGCGGCAAUGGCGCGUCCGGUGCGUUGUCAACCUUCUACAGCGGCGCACGUCCAAGUGGCUCUGGAUAUAAUCCUAUGAGCAAAGAGGGUGCUAUCAUUCUUGGAAUUGGUGGCGAUAAUAGCAACGGGGCCCAAGGUACUUUUUAUGAGGGAGUGAUGACCACUGGCUACCCCAGCGACGCCACAGAAAAUUCCGUACAAGCAGAUAUCGUAGCCGCCAAGUACGCCACUACCUCUCUCGUCAGUGGGCCUGCAUAUACUGUUGGUGGUUCCGUGUCAUUCAAGGCCACUACACCCGGAUACACAGACCGCUAUCUCGCACACACAGGAGCCACCGUGAAUACACAAGUCAUUUCAUCUUCCAGCAGUACCGCCCUGAAGCAAGCUGCGAGCUGGACUAUCCGCACUGGCCUUGGUAACAGCGGCUGCUAUUCGUUUGAGUCGAAGGACACCGCAGGCAGCUACAUUCGACACUACAACUUCGCGCUUCAGGUAGCUGCCAAUGACGGCUCCAAGGCCUUCAAGGAAGACGCCACCUUCUGCCCACAGUCUGGACUUGCUGGUACCGGUUCAUCGCUUCGAGCUUGGGGAUAUCCAACUCGCUGGAUCCGCCAUUAUGCCAACGUUGGAUACAUCGCAAGCAAUGGUGGCGUUCAUGAGUUCGACGCUGCCAACUCGUUCAACAACGAUGCGACUUGGGCGACCAGCACUGGCUUAGCUUAGAUCUUCGCCUACUCACAAGUGACUGCGAUGACGGCCAGAGACGUGCUGCGGACGCGCCGGGUUAGCUUCGAAUGUUGGAAGACGUUG